AUGAGCACUACAAUCGAAGACGAUGAAAACCCCCCACUUCAAAACUCAAGGUUAUUUGGCCUGUUCAAAAAUCCUGAUCCUGGUUUCACUCAAACGGGAAUUUCUAUGUUCACAAACUUCAUUCUUACCAACAUGUUCGUAUAUGGAGUAACAGGACGUGCGAAGCUAGCUUAUGUACUCAGUAUGAUAUCCAUCCCUUGUUCUGUUGUUUUAAGUGUUCGAGAUUCGCAAAAAGAUUACGAAAAAUGGAAAGAAAUGCGGCUACUGAGACUGAAAGGCGUUCCAGAACGAUUCAUGCCGUACAAAUGCAAAUAUGACUGGUCGGACUAUGAUCUUCGAAAAAUUCGGGAGGAUAAGUAA
Molecule: messenger RNA, 360 nt
Organism: Caenorhabditis remanei
Lineage: Eukaryota; Metazoa; Nematoda; Chromadorea; Rhabditida; Rhabditidae
Exons: 3
Coding region: 1-360 (119 amino acids)
Source: RefSeq, a predicted model, not a curated record